This is a messenger RNA of Daktulosphaira vitifoliae (grape phylloxera), 1301 nucleotides long. It is a transcript of the gene Galt, whose product is annotated as probable galactose-1-phosphate uridylyltransferase. The transcript is spliced from 7 exons. Gene Ontology annotation, biological process: beta-D-galactose catabolic process via UDP-galactose, Leloir pathway. Bases 145 to 1194 code for a protein of 349 amino acids. The record is from RefSeq and is a predicted model, not a curated record. NCBI's taxonomy places the organism in Eukaryota, Metazoa, Arthropoda, Insecta, Hemiptera, Phylloxeridae. Gene Ontology annotation, molecular function: zinc ion binding; UDP-glucose:hexose-1-phosphate uridylyltransferase activity. Gene Ontology annotation, cellular component: cytoplasm.
ACAGAAUGUGUUAUUCACAUCAAACUGUAUUGAAGUCAUUUUUGUUAUAAGCUAUGAUAUAUUGUUAAGCAAUCAUAUUUAUUAAAUUACUCAUAGUUUGAUAUUGGUCAGUUUAUUGUAAAAUUUAAAUAACUACAAAUUGAAAUGCAGUUUAUUGCAUCUGAACAUCCUCAUAAAAGGUACAACCCUUUGAAAGGUGAAUGGAUAUUAGUAUCGCCUCAACGUAUGAAAAGGCCAUGGGAUGGCCAGACAGAAACUGUCUAUUGUGAUAUGGGUCCAGAAUUUGACCCAACUAAUCCCCUCUGUCCGGGAGUAGUUAGAAGUAGUGGAGAACAAACUCCAUUUUAUACAUCAACAUAUGUUUUUAAAAAUGAUUUUCCUGCCAUGCUAGAAAAUACACCUGAACCACCUUUAAGUAAUGAUCCAUUAUUUCGCAUAGAAGGAGUACAAGGAACUUGCAGAGUUAUGUGUUUUCAUCCAAAAUCUAAUGUGACUAUUUCUUUAAUGAAUAUUGAUGAAAUAAAGUGUGUAAUUGAUUGUUGGGUGGAGCAAUUGAAAGACUUAGGAAAACAAUAUACAUGGGUGCAAAUUUUUGAAAAUAAAGGAACUAUGAUGGGUUGUUCUAAUCAUCAUCCACACUGUCAAAUAUGGUCAUGCUCGUUUUUACCAAAUGAACCACAUAUAAAAGAUAUAAAUCAAAAAAACUACUUUGUAAAGUAUGGGCGUCCAAUGUUGAUGGAUUAUGUUGAACGUGAAUUAAAGGCCAAGGAAAGAAUUGUUUAUGAAAAUUCAAAUUGGGUUGUAUUAGUUCCAUUUUGGGCUAUAUGGCCUUACGAAACAAUGGUUUUACCUAAGAGAUGGAUUAAAAGAAUGAAUGAGAUUACAGAUGAUGAAAAAACUGAUUUGGCUUUAAGUAUGAAAGUGUUAACAACUAAAUAUGAUAAUUUGUUUAAAACAUCAUUUCCAUAUUCAAUGGGCUGGCAUGGUGCUCCUACUGGCUCAAACUGGGAUGGAUAUGAUCACUGGGUGUUUCAUGGUAUAUAUUUGCCACCUCUUCUGCGUUCUGCUACUAUAAAGAAAUUCAUAUCAGGAUUUGAAUUGCUAGCUCAAUGUCAAAGAGACCUCACGCCUGAACAAGCAGCAGAAAGACUGCGAUUACAAUCAGAUGUUCAUUAUUUACAUUCAGAUAAAUAAUUAUUUGUAUAGAUGUGAAGGAAAUUUUGUUUUUCAAAAUGUUUCAUUAUCAAUUUCUUCAUCUUUAUGUUAUUUUAGAAAUAAAAACUUACUUAUUUACUUAUGAA